CUAAAUCUCGCCGCCGUCAACAUGGGCAAAUUAAUACGGCUCGAGUUGUUCAACUUCAAGUCCUACAAGGGCCACCAUGUUCUCCUCUUCGGCGAUUCUUACUUCACCUCGAUUAUCGGUCCCAAUGGCUCGGGCAAAUCUAAUUCCAUGGACGCCAUCUCCUUCGUUCUCGGCAUCAAAUCCUCCCAUCUGCGUUCAACCCAUCUACGCGAUCUGGUUUACCGUGGCCGUGUUCUGAAGACUUCACGCAUCAAUGCCGACGGAACCGCUACCGAAGUCCCUGAGGGCGAGGCCCAGGAACAGGGGGCUGAUUCUGGUGCACAAGAGGAGGAUCAAGAUACCCAGACCAGCACCCAGCGCGCCGACCCCACCAAUGCUUGGGUUAUGGCUGUCUACGAAGACGACGCCGGCGACGAACAGGCCUGGAAACGCUCCAUCACCUCCACUGGCCAGUCUGAAUACCGCAUCAACAACAGAUCUGUCUCGGCAAAGCAGUACAACGAGGCUCUCGAGGCUGAGAACAUUCUGAUCAAGGCUCGCAACUUCCUCGUCUUCCAGGGCGAUGUCGAGGCCAUUGCUUCCCAAAGUUCAAAGGACUUGACCAGGUUGAUUGAACAAAUCAGCGGCAGUCUUGAGCACAAGGCCGACUACGAUCGACUCAAGAUUGAAGCAGAGAAAGCAGCUGAAGACCAGGCUUUCAGACUCAACCAGCGCAGAGGCAUCAACUCCGAGAUCAAGCAAUACCAGGAGCAGAAACGCGAAGUUGACAACUACACCCGCAAAGCCGACGAGAGAGACCAAGCUGUCGUGACUCACGUACUAUGGAAAUUGUUCCACUUUCAGCAGAUGGUCGAGUCCUCCGGAGCCGAGAUCCAGAAGCAUCAGGAAGAGUUGAAAGAAUACCGCAGAAACGUCGAGGCUUUUGAGACCAGACUUGCCGAAGCACAGCAAGAGCAAGCCAGAGCAGGCCGUGAGGUUCACAAGCUAGAGCGCAAUAUCAAGAACAAGGAGAAGGCCGUCGAAGAGAAGGAAAACGACCUUCUACCCAUCAACGAGAAGAUCUCGCUCUCCAACAAGAAGCUCGAAGCAUCGCGCAAGCGUAUCGCCGAAAUCUCAAAAGAACGCGAUGCCCAAGCUCGCAAUGCCGACCAACUGAAGAAGGAUCUCGACGUGGUACAAAAGGCUCAAAGCAGAUGGCAACAGGAAUGGUCGGCUGCACAACAACAAGCCGGACGUGAACUCAGCGAAGCAGACCUACAAGAGUACAAUCGCUUGCGAGGAGAUGUCAACAAGAGGACUGCAGCCGACCAGAUCAAGGUGGACAACAUUACUCGCCAGCUCAAGACGGAUGAAGAGACCGUUGAAAGUCUGAAGAGCAAAGUCGACUCCACCGAGAACUACAUUUCCAAGCUCGACAGUGACAUCGCAUCUCUGCGUUCGAAGCGCGAUGAGCUGAAAUCCACCGUUCGCUCCAUUAACAAUGAAGCCGAUGGAAAGAAAAAGGAGUUCAACACCUUGACUUCGGAGAGGCUGAAGGCAGCUCAAAAACACACCGAGAUCGAGGAAAAGCUCCAAGAAGUUCUGCACAAGCUCAACGACGCAUCAGUGUCUCGACGAGAGUCCGAGAAGGAGACGAGAGCUCGUGAGACUGUCGCGGCAAUGAAGAGAAUCUUUCCUGGUGUUCGUGGUCAACUGUGGUCGCUCUGCAAGCCGAAACAGAAAAAGUACAACGUCGCUGUUAGCACUGUACUCGGCCGCCACCACGACUCUAUUGUAGUAGACACCGAGAAAGUGGCCAAGGAGUGUAUUCAGUAUCUUCGUGACCAGCGUGCUGGUCAGGCCACCUUCAUCCCGCUCGACACUAUCAUGCACAAGGCACCGAACGCAAACUUGAAGGGCAUGCAUAAGGGUAUGCGCCUCGCCAUUGACACAAUCGACUACGACAAUGCGGUUGAGCGUGCAAUCUCUUUCGCGUGUGGUAACAGUAUUGUGUGUGAUGAUCUCCAAAUUGCUAGAUACCUCUGCUACGACAAACAUGUCGAGGCCAAGGCUGUCACGCUCGACGGAACUAUCAUCCACAAAGGUGGCUUGAUGACUGGUGGGCAUGGUUCCAACGAUCAACGGAACGCACGGAAGUGGGAGGACUCGGAGGUCGAAAAUCUGCGCCGCCUCAAGGACAAGCUGCUCGCCGACUUGGGCGCUCUGCCGAAGGGCCAUCGUCGACAGGCGGAAGAGGAAGCAUUGCAGGGAGAGCUCUCGGGUCUUGAAUCACGACGCGCAUAUGCCGACGAGGAGCUCAAAGCACUCGAGUCCAACAUUGCGAGCAAACGCCGUGAGCUGUCGCACGCAAGUGAACAGCUCGAGGACACAAGGCCCAAGUACGAAGAGCAGGCUCAGGGCGUCAGUACCUUGCGUGACCAGCUCGAGUCAUACUCGUCUUCAAUUGCGACUGUUGAGGACGAAGUCUUUGCUGCAUUCUGUCAACGUCUGGGCUACAGCGACAUUCGAGCAUACGAAGCCCAGCAGGGUAGCGCCCAGCAAGAGGCCGCACAGAAGAAACUCGAAUUUACUACGCAGCGCAGCAGAUUGGAGAACCAGCUUUCGUUCGAGACACAACGUCUGCAGACUACCAAGGACCGUAUCGCAAAAUUGCAGAGCGAUGUGAAAGAAGCACAAGCCAACAUUGCUAAUCUCGAGUCGGAGCGCGACACACUCAACAAUGAGUUGGACGAACUCAAUGCCGAGGUUGAGCAGAUGAAUGAGCAGUUGAUCACACGCAGAAUCAAGUACGAUGAGAAGUCAGACAAAGUCGGCGAACAUCGACGUGAAGUUGCGAAACGCUCAAAGUCGAUCGAGAACACCAACAAAGAUAUCACCGCCUUACAAGAGCAGGUUCAGCGAGCCAACUCGGAUCGUUACUCGUUGCUUCGCAAAUGUAGGAUCGAGGAGAUCAGUGUUCCUCUUACCGCACAGAGCAGGAAGCUCGAGUCCCUUCCACUGGACGGCGGCAUAGCUGCGGACGAAGAUGUCAUGGACGUGGAUGAGGAGGAAAGUUCCCAACGGGUGCCUGGAGUCAACGACUACGGCAUCGAUCUUGACUUCUCAGAACUGGACGACGACUUGAAGGAGGACUCGUCUGACGAAUGUGAGGCAAAUUUGCAAGAGACUAUCACGACCAUUCAAGCCGACCUCGACAAGAUGGCGCCAAAUAUGAGGGCCAUUGAGCGCUUAGAAGGCGUUGAAGCACGACUCAAAUCGACCGAUGAUGAGUUCGAAUCAAGUCGCAAGGCCGCCAAAGAAGCUAAGGAUCAAUUUGACGAGAUCCGAGAACUGAGAUCAGAUCUUUUUACCAAGGCUUACGAUCAUAUCUCUGGUCAGAUCGAUCAAGUAUACAAGGAACUCACACGCACAGCCAGUUUCCCACUGGGAGGCCAAGCAUACCUGGAUUUGGAAGAUACCGACGAGCCUUACUUGAGUGGUAUCAAGUACCACGCUAUGCCUCCUCUCAAGCGUUUCCGUGACAUGGAACACCUCUCAGGUGGUGAGAAGACCAUGGCGGCACUGGCCUUGCUCUUUGCCAUUCACACUUAUGCCCCCUCGCCCUUCUUCGUGCUAGACGAGGUUGACGCUGCUCUCGACAAUGCCAACACUGCUCGUCUAGCUAACUACGUCAAGGAGCAUGCAGGCCCUGGCAUGCAGUUCGUUGUCAUCUCACUUAAGACUGGACUUUUCCAAAACAGUGAGACAUUGGUGGGUGUCAUGAGAGAUCAGACUGUGAACAGCAGUAGGACCUUGACUAUGGAUCUUCGCAAGUACCAGGCUGCAUAAAAGUGUCUCUUCUGAUCAAGGAUCUGGAGAGGAAGGAAUGAAGCGCUGUGUAGUAUGCUUUUACCCCGCCCACGAAGCCAUAUGUUUUCUCAUCGUAGCACGAGAAGUUACGCAAGGGGAACAGCCACGAUUGUAAUUAUUAGCCAUUGCUCUAUACCGAUUACAACAUGUGAGAUUUCCAGCCAUCAAUAAACAGGCUUGAUAUAUUCCAAUCUACAUACAACAACAAGCAAGAAGAACAAGAUAUGGAAAACGUGAAUGAAGACAAAAAUGGGCAAGUCGCAUACAUGAAAGGGGGUGUGAGUGCGUGUCUAGAAGAAAAGAAUGCAUGCUUUUUUCUUUCUCAGGCUAUGUGUAAAAGACCCCAUUCAUCGAUCAUUCCUUCCCAUCUUUUUGUGCUCCAAGAAAAAAAAAA
Messenger RNA from Aureobasidium subglaciale EXF-2481, 4243 nucleotides. RefSeq lists its product as uncharacterized. Lineage: Eukaryota; Fungi; Ascomycota; Dothideomycetes; Dothideales; Saccotheciaceae. Gene Ontology annotation, molecular function: DNA binding; ATP hydrolysis activity; ATP binding. The transcript is spliced from 4 exons. Gene Ontology annotation, biological process: sister chromatid cohesion. Gene Ontology annotation, cellular component: nucleus; chromosome; cohesin complex. Bases 22 to 3828 code for a protein of 1268 amino acids. The record is from RefSeq and is a predicted model, not a curated record.